This is a messenger RNA of Corythoichthys intestinalis (scribbled pipefish), 4997 nucleotides long. Its product is annotated as gastrula zinc finger protein XlCGF26.1-like. The coding region runs from base 696 to 2525 and encodes 609 amino acids. Lineage: Eukaryota; Metazoa; Chordata; Actinopteri; Syngnathiformes; Syngnathidae. The record is from RefSeq and is a predicted model, not a curated record. Gene Ontology annotation, cellular component: nucleus. The transcript is spliced from 3 exons. Gene Ontology annotation, molecular function: DNA-binding transcription factor activity, RNA polymerase II-specific; RNA polymerase II cis-regulatory region sequence-specific DNA binding. Gene Ontology annotation, biological process: embryo development; urogenital system development; regulation of transcription by RNA polymerase II.
GAUAGGCUCCACGUUAACAAAUAUGUGACAAAGUCGUUUCCUUUCAUUUUAUGACUCGUUCACCGCAUAGUCAUUACUGGAAAGUCAAGUUAGCAGCAAGCUAGGUCAGGAACCGGAGGACCGAAUCACUGAACGGGAAGUGACAAAACUCAGUCUUUCCCCCCUGCCUGCACGCUGGCUGCUUAUUGGCCACACGUGGAAAUGAGUGACAUACGCCAUGAUUCUGUUUCCGCUCCCUCCCCUGCCCGCGAUGAGGCUGGCGUCUGAUUGGUCGUGUGCGAUGUCAGAAGACGCUGCCGCUUGCUCAACGCCCUCCCACGCAGCGAACAAGCGCCACCAACUUCAUAGAACGAAUCAGUGCAGAUGGUGAUUAGUUCGGUCUCGUUCACCCAAACAAUUCGUUCAAAAAGAACGAAUCGUUCGCGACCGAUACAACACUACCACACACACUCUUACCCUUGCGAAAAAUAAAACGUGCUCAGCAACACGCUGCUUUUUGUGCGGAGUUAACCCACUGAGUAGGUUCGCGACGCAGGAGGUUCAGAACUACUUGACUGGAACCGUCCAUUUUCAAGUGGUCUUUGUGCGCGUUGAAGCUUCGGAGCCUAGUUCGCUUAGCUUAGCUUAGCUUGCGAACACAGAACAACGUGGUUCAACGCUUGAACAUCAAGUUGGAGCCCCCUAAAGUGUGUAAAAUGCGCCCAAGAAGGACGCCAGCCGCAAAGUUCAAGGCGGAACUUUGUGGCGCAAAAGAUCAGCGUCAGCAUCAACUCUCGACUGCUUGCAAAAUGCAAGUAAAAGUUGUUCUUCGCAGACUACCAGAUCUAUAUGUCAGCCAAGCCCAUCGUCCUGAGCACCAAGAGUCUGCACGCAUCAAGGAAAAGUCUGGACCCAUCCAAGGUUUCAGCAAAUAUCUUGGUCCUGAUGCUCAACAGCUAAAGAGAGAAGUACAACUUCCAAUCAAAAAUGAGGGAGAGCUGCCAUACGUUAAAAAGAAGGACGAUAUCACCAUGUCGACUGGUGAGCCCUUGAAUAGCGAGGAUGGUCCGAGUAAGGCCAGCAGAGCGACGGAGCCUCCAUGCAGCAGCUCAACAGAAGGAUCACAAGCACAAAUUUUUAUCGCACCAUCAGAUAGAAAUGGCGCUACAUCACACUCACCUUACAAAGAUGAUGGUCAGAAAAAAUCUCACCGUGGGAAAACCUUUGCUAAUAUCGAUUCCCUUCGUACGCAUAUGAGGGUCCACACUGGUGAAAAUCCUCUUGUCUGCUCAGUUUGUGGUCAAAAAUUCACUCAGAAGAGCAACUUAGACAGACACACAAGAACCCACACUGGUGAAACACCUUUAUCCUGCUCAGUUUGUGGUCGAGGUUUCGCUAAAAAGUUUAAUUUAAAAAUACACAUAAGAGUGCACACCGGAGAAAAACCUUUUUCCUGCUCAGUUUGUGGGCAAAAAUUCGUUCAAGCGCAACAGUUGAAAAGACACACAAGAACCCACACUGGUGAAAAACCUUAUUCCUGCUUAGUGUGUGGUCACAGUUGCGCUGAAAAGAAAAACUUACAAGCACACAUAAGAACCCACACUGGUGAAAAACCUUUUUCCUGCUCAGUUUGUGGUCAAGGAUUUACUCAAAUUCCCCACUUAAAACUACACACAAGAACACACACAGGUGAAAAACCUUUUUCCUGCUCAGUUUGUGGUCACAGUUUUACUCUGAAGAAAAACUUACAAGUACACACAAGAAUCCACACUGGUGAAAAACCUUUUUCCUGCUCAGUUUGUGGAAAAAGAUUCAAUCAGAAGAGCGCCUUAAACACACACACAAGAACCCACACUGGUGAAAAACCUUUUUCCUGCUCAGUUUGUGGUCUAGGAUUCAGUUUUAAGAGUUCCUUCAAAGCACACACAAUAACCCACACUGGCAAAAAACCUUUUUCCUGCUCAGAUUGUGGUAAAGAAUUCAGUUAUAAGAGUGCCUUAAACACACACACAAGACUCCACACUGGUGAAAAACCUUUUUCCUGCUCAGUUUGUGGUCAAGGAUUCACUCAAAUUUCCCACUUAAAACGACACACAGGAACCCACACUGGUGAAAAACCUUUUUCCUGCUCAGUUUGUGGUCACAGUUUUACUCUGAAGAAAAACUUACAAGCACACACAACAAUCCACACUGGUGAAAAACCUUUUUCCUGCUCAGUUUGUGGUCACAGUUUUACUAUGAAGAAAAACUUACAAGCACACACAAAAAUCCACACUGGUGAAAAACCUUUUUCCUGCUCAGUUUGUGGUGUAGGAUUCAGUCAUAAGAAUUCCUUCAAAGCACACACAAGAACCCACACUGGCAAAAAACCUUUUUCCUGCUCAGAUUGUGGUAAAGAAUUCAGUUAUAAGAAUGCCUUAAACAGACACACAAGACUCCACACUGGUGAAAAACCUUAUUCCUGCUCAGUUUGUGGUCAAAAAUUCGCUCACAAGUAUUGGCUUAAGAGACACGCGUGUAUUGGUGUGGGAAGCAAUGGCCAAUGAUUGUUUCGCAUGUCAUCCAUGCUGCCUUCAUCAGAUUGUAUACGCAGGUCAAUUAUAGACUGUAGUUUCCUCAAAUCCUGUUGAGGAUUGGCAGUAUUGGUGUCUUAAUUGUGCUUGUCCAAUCCUUCUAUGAUGUGGAGCGACAGUAUUGCCAAAAGUAUUGGCUCACCUGAAUUUAACACUCAAGUUGAGUGACAUUAUUUAUACAACCCUCCUCCUCUUUCAACUACACUUUUCACAGCUAAUAUUUGAAACAGUAGACCCCAAAUUAAAAAAUUUAUAAAUCAUUCAUCAAUAUUAUAAUAACAUAAAUAUGAAAAAUUAUGAUUGGCUCACAAAUGUUAGUUUUUUGGGGGUAUGGGUGAUUAUAUAAAUUUUAAAAAAGUUACUAUUACUACUCUUGAUUGACAGUGACAUAUUACGACAGUUUUGGGGCCAAAUAAAGGGAGGGGAAAAUAUGACUACAAGAUUAAAGUUGUACUCUUACUACAAGAAAAGUAUUUUGUGAGGGUAAUAUAGUUGAAUAAGGGACUACGCACUUAAUGUAAAUGUACCGUAGCUGGGAGCUCCGACAAAGCAACAAUAAAAUACUUCCAUUGAUUAUAAUUUGGUGUAGAUGAGCAAAAGGAUCAGAUUUCCUUGUUUUGGAAACUGUUUCUAAAACACAGCCUCACAAGAUAUUUUCAUUAUUGUUGACUUUAGUGGAGGUGGCAAAGCACUACAGAAAGUACGCGGUUGCUUAUUCAGCUACAUUACCCCUAGGUAACAGGAUGACUUUUUUUCCCCCCUCAUACUACCAGUAUGACUAUAAUCUCUUAGUCCUUUUUUCUAUAUUUUGGUCUAAUACUUUGUCGUACAAAUUGGACAGUGAUAUUAAAAUUGUUUGUGCUUUUAAUCAUUCCGGCCCCCCUUCGAUGAAAAUCUCUCGACUUCUGCUUCGAACUUUAAAGUGCUUGGACUUGACUGUGCUUGUUAAUUUUAUUCUCUAUAAACAACUUGUUUUUAUUCAGUCCUAGCCUUCUCUUCUCUUUGUUCAGAACAAGCCUAUUUAUAAUAUUAUAACUCAAAGCUACGGUUGUAACUAAAACUGAUACUUCGUUACCAAGUUGAUUCUAAGAUUGAGAAAAUGUGAUGGGACUGCCUUUUCUGCAAUACCAGAAGUAUCGGCGGUAACGACGCGGAAGAUCUGGCCGCUUCUUUUGUGUGACAUACGAGGCUGUACAAGUUGCCCGGCAAGUGGUCAAUUACACUGCUGAAAGGGGUGUUGUAAAUGCGCUGUUAUAUGGCAACCAACGCUGUGCUAAAGAACAAAAAAAACAAUCAAUGUAUGCAUCAUGGCAGUGACAUGUGCAUUUACAUCAUUUUUUUUGUUUGGUUUUAUUUUACUUUUUUUAGUUGAACCCUUUCACACCUAAGCCUAUUUUUUUUCCCAAAUCUGCAUACCUUUGAUAUUGCCUUUAUAUAUAUAUAUUUUUUUUAAAUCACAAUUGCCAGAUUGGGUUCCUUUUUUAGGACACUAUAACCUGUCCGUCCAAACUGUCGUUUUCUUCAAUCAAUUAUAACCAACAUUUUGGACCCAAAGAGACACAAAAAAAAAAAAUCAAAACAUUUUUGUCAAAAUUUGUAAUAUUGAUGUCCCAUUGGCAACCAAACAUGCUCGACGAAACGUUUUUAGGCCUGAUAUUUAUUCAACUUGUUAGUAUAAACAUUCAACAGAAAAUAACAAGACAAUAGUUUUAUAUUUGAUAAUUCAACAAAAACACCAGGUAUAGUAAAAGGCCUUUUUUUCCCUUUCUACAUAUUAUGGUCAAAACAGGUAAUAUACAGGAGACAAACAGUGCAAAAUAGUGACUAUAUAUAUAUAUAUAUAUAUAUAAUAUAUAUAUAUAUAUACACACACACCUGUAUGUAUAUAAAUAUGUAUAUAUGUACAUUGCCCUCCAUAAUUAUUGGCACCCCUGGUUAAGAUGUGUUUUUUAGCUUCUAAUAAAUUUUUUUUAUUCAAAUAAUGUGGGACCUUGAUGGGGAAAAAAAGAGCAAAAUCCAACCUUCAAUACAAGUGCAUUUAUUCAGUGGGGAAAAAAUCCCACAUAAAGAAAUAAUUAUUUGCCCCCCCUGGUGUUAAUACUUUGUACAACCCCCUUUUGCCAACAAAACAGCACCUAAUCUUCUAUAAUGUUUCACAAGAUGGGAAAACACAGAAAGAGGGAUCUUCAGCCAUUCCUCUUUGCAGAAUCUCCUCUGUACUUUCCUCUUCAGCUCACCCAGCAACAGAUUUUGAUUUAAAAUGUCCUGGUAUUUCAAAGCAUUCAUGAUGCCAUGCACCCUAACAAAGUUCCCAGGGCCUUUGGAAGUGAAACAGCCCCACAGCAUCACUGACCCACCCCCAUACUUCACAGUGGGUAUGAGGUGCUUUUCAGCAUGCGCAUCUUUCGUGGCACACCAGACCCACUAAGAGUUGUUUUUUUUUUU